UCACUGCAACGUCGUAGAAAAGUGACAGGACCACGGCAACGUGCUACGUUCGACGGCAAACCGCCAGCAAGUUUCAUAAAUUCAAGAAAUGUUUCAGUCGCUAUUCGAUGCAGUGUCAUUUCGGGAUAAUGUAACUUUGUGCGCACGUGAAUCAGCCGAACACAGUUUGAAAUUCAAUUGGACAAAGAAGUUAUUCGAUAAGAUUUGAAGGCAGACGGUAGGAGGUCGCCUUUCACGGACGGUCCAGACGAUAACCUUACAUUUUGGAAAGUCGUGGAAAAGAGGUGUUCAACAUAGCGGAAAUGGAGAAUAAUAAAUUCGAGAUGUCCGCGAACAUGUCGGUGUACAGUGCGCGAACAGGACUUUCGUCGAUUUUGAAAACUUAUUCGACGGUGGAGCGUGAGAAGGCCAAGGCUGCGGUCAUCAACAAGGUUCGGUUUGAGAUGCCCAAGGAGCAUGGCGUGGCAGGGGCUAUAGAGGCUGUACUGAAUUAUAAUGAUUACAUGAUUUACAAUGAAUUCGUGUCGUUUCUGAAGGAGUCAUCUUUGACGGAUGCCGAUUUUGAACGGGUGAUAUCUGAAGCUCGAGAAUCAAUAAAUCUUCUAACGCCAAAAUUUUCAACUCUAGUCGAAGCUCUAAUUUCGCUUGACUGGCAGGACCGGAGUGAAAUUCUCAUCAAAAAUUAUAUUGAAUUCUACGUUGAUCUACUGGUCGCGCAUACAAAAUAUGUUCACUUCGGAAUCUCACACUUAAUUUCAUAUUGGAUUCCUCAGGACAAAGAUGAAGAAAAUUGGCCUAAAGGUGUUCCAUCUGCCGCGGCAAGUAAACGACUGGAAAUUGUUCAUCAAGUCAUAAGGCGACUGAUGACAAUUAUGCCAAUGAGCUUUGAUGUUGUUUUGGAGACGAUAGAAAAGUCAUUCCCCUACUACAAGAAACCGCCACAUGUGAUUGGCGGUUAUGUUCAUAAUAUACUCACGAUGAUGAAAUAUAAACUAAUUUCAUGCAAUUUUUCAAUUCAUCUGCUGUUUAGAAAACUAUUGGAACUCGACGCUAAUGCUCCACGAGCUGAUAUUGAAGAUGCAGAGUAUGAAGACGAAGAGAUGGACGAUGGCGGCGAAGAAAUGUUUCAAAUUGAUAUGGAAAAUGAAAAAGCAGCUGAACAAACGAUGAAGCUUCCAGUGGCAGAAACCUUGGAUAUUUGCUUAGAAAAACUGUUUUGCUUCAUCGAAACCCUAGCUAAAGAAUCGUCCCGUAGUAGUAACAGCACCAACAGUUCCACGAAAAAUAAUGUGCUAAAUACAAACUCCUGUUUUAAUUUAUUAUUGAGUGCGUUCGAAGACAUCAUUCUGCCUAGUCACAACACGCACCAUGUUCAAUUUUUACUUUUCUAUCUUUGUAGUUUAAAGAAUAUUUUAGCUGAAAAGUUUUUAUCCAAUAUGUGGAGUAAAGUCAUAAAUCCUAAUGUAUCGGCUCCUAUAAGACAAUCGGCCGUGGGGUAUAUAGCCAGCUUCUUAGCCAGAGCGAAAUUUGUAUCGAAGGAUACAAUACAAAACUAUCUCUCUGAAAUGUCUACAUGGGUGCAUCAGUACAUCCAGCGUUCCGAUUCCGUACAAUCGAAUUGUUCUCUCAAGGCCAACUUAGUAUUCUUCUCUGUAUGCCAGGCAAUUUUCUAUGUAAUUGCAUUCAGAAGUCGAGAUUUAACGCACGACAAAAAGGGUUUACUAUUUUUACAAUCUCUUCAACUAUCGGCAAUUGUUGGAUGCACAUUCAACCCGCUCCGAGUAUGUCUACCAGCUGUAGCGACGGCCUUCGCAGGAGUAACACGAGCUUAUCAAUUAGCCUAUUGUCAUGCGAUUUUAGAGCGAAAUGCCAGGCGAAAGUUGGCAACGGUUUAUGCAAAUGAAAUUUCAACGCCGGAAGAGUGUUUGGAGACGUUUUUCCCGUUUGAUCCGUAUUUAUUAAAAAAAUCUACUAGGUUCAUAACGCCAAUAUACUUACAAUACCAAGCUAGUGAAGCAGAGGAGUGCGAUCCUCAUCAAUCGGAAAGUCCGCGACGAAAACGGAAGGACUCCGUCAUGUCUCACAUGGCAUCAGAUGAUGUCGAUGAUUUUCUAGCAGAUAAAAAACAACGAUUAUGUGAUAUAUCUAAGAGUUAUGAAAAAGAAAUGCAGUUUACAUAUGGAUUGUCCCCCGGAUUUCAUGUAUGAGCCGCCGCACCCAGAUGCGAUUGAAGAUGGACAAAAGUCGAUUAGUGAUGAAUUAAGAAAUUUGGACUGAAUGAGUAUUUGAAAAUAUUGAAUGCGGCAUGAAAUGUGCCCUAAAACUUAAAAUAUUGUUAGAGAAUAAUGAGCGACUGAAUUGUAA
Hermetia illucens (black soldier fly) is the source of this 2364-nucleotide messenger RNA. RefSeq names its product RNA polymerase I-specific transcription initiation factor RRN3 (gene Tif-IA). Gene Ontology annotation, cellular component: nucleus. Bases 303 to 2207 code for a protein of 634 amino acids. Gene Ontology annotation, biological process: transcription initiation at RNA polymerase I promoter. The record is from RefSeq and is a predicted model, not a curated record. The transcript is spliced from 7 exons. Lineage: Eukaryota; Metazoa; Arthropoda; Insecta; Diptera; Stratiomyidae. Gene Ontology annotation, molecular function: RNA polymerase I core binding; RNA polymerase I general transcription initiation factor activity.